CCGAACUGCGGACUACAACAGUUCACGGCGAUUGCAGUAGUGAGGAUAACAAAGUGCUUAAUUUUAAUUCAAAUAUACAGGGCAUAAAUAGUUAUUCAGCUGAAUGAUGGAGCUCAGUAAUAUUGCGAUUGGGGACGGUCUGCCUACCGAUGCAAACAAGUUGAAUGAUUUGAACAACAGGGCGACUCCAGUUGGAGAUGACCCUCCCACAUCGAAUCCGGCGGCGCCACAUGUUGAGCGAUCCAAGCCCCAGCUGCUCUAUGCAAUCAAUGAGAAUCCAGAAUGGUAUCUGAGCAUAUUUCUGGCGUUCCAACAUUAUUUGACAAUGAUUGGGGCGAUUGUAUCGAUACCAUUUAUAUUAACACCGGCGCUGUGUAUGUCCGACGAGGACCCGAACCGUGGCAUUAUCAUAUCCACAAUGAUCUUUGUCACCGGCAUAGUGACUUACUUUCAGGCGACAUGGGGGGUGCGGCUGCCCAUAGUUCAGGGCGGUACCAUAUCAUUUCUGGUGCCCACCCUGGCUAUCCUUGCCUUGCCCCAAUGGAAAUGCCCGCCCCAAGAGGAACUGGAUGCCAUGGAAGAUGGCGCGCGCGAAGAGUUGUGGCAGAUACGAAUGCGUGAGCUGUCUGGAGCAAUUGCCGUCUCAGCAUCGGUGCAGGUCAUCUUGGGCUAUACGGGACUGGUUGGCAAGAUUUUAAAGUACGUCACGCCGCUGACCAUUGUGCCAACAGUUUCCUUGGUCGGUCUAACACUCUUCGAGCAUGCCGCGGAUACGGCCUCCAAGCACUGGGGCAUUGCUGUGGGCACCACGGGAAUGCUGACACUUUUCUCGCAAAUCAUGUGCGACGUCUCAAUUCCAGUGAUUGCCUAUAGAAAGGGACACGGUUUGGAGGUGCGUCGAUUCCAGCUGUUUCGCCUCUUUCCCGUGCUGCUGACCAUCAUGAUUAUGUGGGGCCUUUGCGGCAUUCUAACAGCAACCGAUGUGUUCCCCCCAUCGCAUCCAUCACGCACAGAUGUCCGUCUGAAUGUGUUAACCAGUGCCAAGUGGUUCUACGUGCCAUAUCCCGGCCAGUUUGGAUGGCCGUCAGUAACGUUGUCCGGUGUGCUGGGCAUGCUGGCCGGCGUGCUCGCCUGCACGGUCGAAUCCUUAAGCUAUUAUCCGACAGUCUCGCAAAUGUCCGGCGCCCAGUCACCGCCGCUGCAUGCCAUUAAUCGUGGCAUCGGUACUGAGGGCUUGGGCACGGUUCUCGCUGGGCUCUGGGGUGCUGGCAAUGGCACAAAUACCUUUGGCGAGAACGUGGGCGCCAUAGGUGUGACCAAGAUCGGUUCGCGCCGCGUGAUUCAAUGGGCGGCUUUUAUAAUGGUGCUACAGGGCGUUAUUGGAAAAUUUGGUGCCAUAUUUAUUCUCAUCCCUGAUUCGGUGGUCGGGGGCAUUUUCUGUGUGAUGUUUGGCAUGAUCAUAGCAUUCGGCCUCUCUACACUGCAGUAUGUGGAUCUGCGUUCCGCAAGAAAUUUAUAUAUACUCGGCCUGUCGAUAUUCUUCCCCAUGGUUCUGUGCCCGUGGAUGCAACAGAAUCCGGGUGCCAUUAAUACGGGCAAUGAAACCGUUGACUCAACAUUAUCGGUGCUUCUGGGUACAACUAUAUUGGUGGGUGGAUUGCUUGGCUGCUUUCUGGAUAACAUAAUUCCUGGCACCGCCGCAGAACGUGGACUUACUGAGUGGGCCAAUGAGAUGCCGCUGGGCGAUGACAAUAUAAACGAUGGCACUGCCACUGAUUAUGACUUCCCAUAUGGCAUGGAUGCCAUAAGAAGAUGGAAGUGGACCUAUUACGUUCCAUUUUUGCCCACCUACAAGUUAAAGAAAGAAAACUGAGUGAUUGUUUCCUCAUAGAAUUCCAUAGAGCAAGUCGUACAACUAUUUUUGUUUCUUUGUUAGUUUUCCAACUUUUUGGCUGUAUGUACAAAAUUAGAAAGCAUAGAUUAAAUAAAAGAAUUUGCUACUUUAGAGAUUGUA
Messenger RNA from Drosophila grimshawi, 2014 nucleotides. RefSeq names its product solute carrier family 23 member 1. Bases 104 to 1873 code for a protein of 589 amino acids. The record is from RefSeq and is a predicted model, not a curated record. Lineage: Eukaryota; Metazoa; Arthropoda; Insecta; Diptera; Drosophilidae. Gene Ontology annotation, biological process: transmembrane transport. Gene Ontology annotation, molecular function: transmembrane transporter activity. The transcript has 6 exons. Gene Ontology annotation, cellular component: membrane.